Molecule: messenger RNA, 585 nt
Organism: Oreochromis aureus
Lineage: Eukaryota; Metazoa; Chordata; Actinopteri; Cichliformes; Cichlidae
Product: claudin-4-like
Exons: 1
Coding region: 1-585 (194 amino acids)
Biological process (GO): bicellular tight junction assembly; cell adhesion
Cellular component (GO): bicellular tight junction; plasma membrane
Molecular function (GO): structural molecule activity
Source: RefSeq, a predicted model, not a curated record
AUGAAGGAUGGUGAAAGACAGCUUCUGGGUUUGGUUUUAGCUAUUAUCGGUUUCUUGGGGAGCUUCAUCAGCUGUGCUCUCCCUACAUGGAUUUUCACUAGCUGGAAUACUGCAAAGGGUUUGUGGAAGUCCUGUGUGUUUGACUACUACCGGACAACACAGAUGCAGUGCAAAACUUAUGAUUCUCUGCACGAUUUACCACUGGACUUUCAGGCUGCCAGAGUGCUCAUCGUCAUCGCCAUCAUUGUCGGGAUCUUUGGGAUCAUGGUUGGUGUUGUUGGGGGCAACUGUACCACCUUGAUGUCGAAUAAAAGGAAAAACAGCAAAGAGGCUAUAGCUUCUGGAAUUGUCUUCAUCACUGCAGGAUGCUUUGUGUUUAUGCCAGUCUGCAAGGUCACCAUCAACAUCACUAUGACCUGCAUGUUGUCAAACUCUGUGUCGAUGGGGGCCUCACUUUACAUUGGCUGGGCUGCUUCCGGGCUGCUAUUACUGGGAGGAGGCCUCCUCUGCUGCUCAUGUUACUGCAGGAAAAAGAUUGACCUUAAGGUUGAGUACCCCAAACCUUGCCUCUGUGUAAUACCGUAG